AACAGAUCCGCCACGGCGGGCCCAAAGCAGCUAGCUAUCGCAGACCACCAUCCUUGGGAGUCCGGAUUUCUCGGCGCCGCAGGACGAUAGUGUCGGACGCCCGCGCGCUCCGUCAUUUGCCUCAAUCGGCGGGGCCUGCUCAUAUGCCCUCGCUUUCCAGGGCCGAUCUGACUGCCUCUCGACUCUGCCCGUCUGUCUAUCCGUCUGUCACUUGUUUGUUGUCAGUUGGUCUCUAGUCACCAUGAAACAGGAAUACGAGCAGGAGGACGACGCGCAGCUCGCGGCCAUGGGCCACCAGCCCGAGCUGAAGCGCAACUUUUCCACGCUGUCUAUGCUGGGGCUGGCAUUUGCGGUACUAAAUUCUUGGACUGCGCUCUCUGCAAGUCUUUCAAUAAGUCUCACAUCCGGCGGCAGCACGAGCGUCGUAUGGGGUCUCGUGACGGCCGGCGUUUGCAACCUAUGCAUCGCGGCUUCGCUUGCGGAAUUUCUAUCGGCGUACCCGACGGCUGGUGGUCAGUAUCAUUGGGUCGCUGUCAUUUCUUGGCCCAAAUGGGUCGCGAUCCUGUCCUGGGUCACCGGCUGGAUAAACGUCGCCGGCUGGGUUGCACUCGUGGCUACCAAUGCCUUGCUCUCGAGCCAGCUCAUCGUUGGCGUCAUCUCAGCCCUGCAUCCGUCGUAUGAGCCGCAACGCUGGCACCAGUUCCUCAUCUACAUUGGACUGACACUGCUGUCCUUUGUCAUCAAUGCCUGCAUGAACUCCCUGCUCCCCCUCAUUUACCGGGGCGCCUUCAUCUGGUCCAUUGGCGGCUUCGUUGUCGUCUCCAUCACGGUGCUGGCCUGCGCUGCGCCCGAUUACAACUCGGCGUAUUUUGUCUUUUGCGAUUUCAUCAACCAGACAGGGUGGCCCGAUGGCGUUGCGUGGCUCCUGGGUCUCCUCCAAGGCGGUCUCGGUGUGACGGCAUUUGAUGCGGUGGCGCACAUGAUUGAAGAAAUCCCUGGCGCAUCCAGCGAAGGGCCCAAGAUCAUGAUUGUCUGCGUUGGCAUCGGCACCUUUACCGGCGCCAUCUUCUUGAUAGUGCUACUGUUCGUUUCGGGCAACAUCAGCGACGUGAUCACUUCGGCGGCUGGGCCCCUGCUGCAGAUUCUCAUCCACGCGACCAAAAGCAAUGCCGGGGCGAUCUGCCUCUUGAUGCUGCCACUCGUGUGCCUCGUCUUCGCGACCCUGAGCGUCAUGACCACAAGCAGCCGCAUGAUUUUCGCCUUUGCGAGAGACGGCGGCCUUCCGGCCUCGCGGUUCUUCGCCAAGGUCCAUCCGCGCCUGGGCCUACCGCUCAACGCCCUCAUCCUGACUUCCGGCGUGGUCAUCAUCUUUGGGCUCAUCUUUCUGGGCUCUACUAGCGCCUUCAACGCCAUCAUCGCCGGGUCUGUGGUCGCGCUUGACCUCUCUUACGCCAUGCCCAUUGCCGUCAAUUGCCUGCAGGGCCGCAACACAUUGCCCGAGAGGAAGUGGCGGUUGCCCAACUGGUUGGGGUGGACCGCCGACAUCAUCUCGCUCGCGUAUAUCUCGCUGACGACGGUGCUAUUCCUCUUCCCGCCAGGCCUGCCGGUGACUGGGACCAACAUGAACUACUGCGUCGUCGCGUUCGCCAUCAUUGUCAUCAUUUCCGUCAUCCAGUGGAUCGUGGAUGGACGGAAGAACUUCACCGGGCCGCGUGUCAACCUCGUACCUGCGGAGGGUGUCCACGAAGACUAGCUUGACGAAGGGCACAUACCGUCGUGCAACGGUGUCGGUCGGUUUUGAAUGCAGAUUCAGGGCCGAGAUUGGUAUCCAUGAAGGACUACCCCACAUCGAUUGAUGACGGACGAUGAACAACGCCGGGGGCGAGUCUGGUGAAACCAUGUGAGAAAUGCAGCGCCAGGUUGUCAGACGAGCCCCCCACGUGACUCUGGCAUUCGAGGGAAGGUGCGAAGGAAGUUCAUCCAAGUGCGUUCCGCGCGACACCGCUUCCAUAGGUAGCCUCCGUG
Molecule: messenger RNA, 2025 nt
Organism: Purpureocillium takamizusanense
Lineage: Eukaryota; Fungi; Ascomycota; Sordariomycetes; Hypocreales; Ophiocordycipitaceae
Exons: 17
Coding region: 242-1753 (503 amino acids)
Biological process (GO): transmembrane transport
Cellular component (GO): membrane
Molecular function (GO): transmembrane transporter activity
Source: RefSeq, a predicted model, not a curated record